CGUACCUCCCUACAUACCCAACACAUCGGCGCCCGCCCAUAACCACCUAACCUGCCCUUUACCUACCUGGCCUAGGCUGAUAACUCACCUUCUAACACAUCCUUCCCAUUGACUUGUUUCGACCCGAAUACCACCCGCUCCAUUUCCUGCGAAUCAUUCCUCCCACAUUGCCAUGGUAUUCGCCAGAUGUUUUCCUCAUGUCCUGCCCGUCUCGUAAUCCCGGAAAUGCCGCAUCUGCCGCGCCGGUGAGCCCCCAAGGUGUGGCCGCCGGUACUCCCAGCACCGUCGCUGCUACCACUGGGACGGCGGCUGGCAGCCCAUCCUCCUCGUCCCUCGCUGUGACUGGCUCAUCCUCCAUAUCCGACCAUGCACCACCAGAUGCAAGUAUCUCGCCUGUCGUGCCAGUUCUUCCUGGCUCCCAUGUGCCGUCCACAUCCCCGUCCCCGUCCCCGUCCACAUCCCUCCCAUCAUCCCUGGCCGCCAACCAUGCCGACCAAAACAAUAAGAAAUCGCGGCCGCCCGCCGCUCUCCAGAGAUCCAAUGGCCCGUCCUUGCUAACCCAGGCCCUCGCUUCUGCUCGUGGAAUUCCGCCUUCCCAUGCCUCCCAGGCAGACCAGCGAGGUCCCGAGCAGAAGCCCAUCGCACACUCUCACGAACCGAGCCAACCUCGCAAUGUAUCCGGGGCACGCAUCGGGCCCGCGUUAGCUGACCCGCAGGGUGAACCCCAGACUUCCGAGCCUGCGAGCACGAUAUCUGCGUCGCCGUCUUCGAUUCUGUAUCCGACGGCAGACGCCGUAUCUGCUCGGCCCGCAGCGAUGCCUAGCACUACAAGCGCCAGCACGAUGCUCUUGAACGAUGGGAACUAUGACGAGGGUGUUAGGAUUCGAGGCCGGUCAUUGGAGCGCACCGACAAGGAAAUCCGUUUGCAUUUACCGAAUAGCCCUAAGCCGUAUGCUGAUAACAUCGGUGAUACUUCGUUCUCCCAUGCCGUUGGUGUCGCCGAUAUCGCCCCUUCCCAUAACGACAAGGCCGAAUCCGUAUCCGACUCGCGGGUUCAGUAUAGGGCAUGGCGAGUUGAGCGUACGCUCUCGAUGGGCCCGGAGAAGGCUUGGUCUAUUGGUGCCAGCGAUAAGAUCGGCCAUCAAGACGGGCAGGUCGAGAAGUCCAUCACCGAGGUGCUAGCGGGUGUCGAACCGACCCGUAGUCGAAAAGCAAGCCACAGUCUGAGAUUUUUCAAGGAAGGCCUCCCAGAAGAGACAAGCAGGCGGAGAGAAUCGAGAUCGAAGCAACCUGACGACGAUUACUGUGCCUCGCAGACGCCAACGCCCCCACCUCGCCCUGUUGACAGCGAACAGUCUUCCCGCCUGCCAACCUCGCGUUCUUUCACAUGGGGCCCGCCCGGUCACACAGCAGGUCCCCGCGACGUCGCCGAACUCGACCGCUUUGGCUCGUCAAACCCACGGAAAGAUAUUGCCGACUAUAAGCAAGGCUCAUCUCCCUUGGGGCGACCGGCCGUACCCAAGAAGUACGUCCAUGACGCAUAUGACAGUUCUGUUAAGCCUGAUGAGGACGUUGCGCAAGCCCACCGAAAACCAAGCGACGCUACAGAAACCAGCGAAGUCGCCGAAGAAGGCGAGGAGUCGUCUGAAGAAAAGAUAUCCUCUGCUGUAUUUCUACCCCAUCAGGGCUUAGAUUUGUCUUCGGAGAACGGGAAUGCCGUUCCCAAAGAUUUUCAUGGGCUUCAGCCAUCCUCACGAAAACCCCACAGUGAGGAUUUCCAUCCUUGGUUGGUUAAAGCAGAUGAGCCUGAAGCUGAAGAUGACGCAAGAGCCGAUGGAGCGGACGGUGGUAAUAUUGACCGUAAUAAUCACACUGCUCCGCGUGUUCAAAGCUUCCCACGAAUAGAUGAUGAAUGUGCUGUCGAGGAUGAAAUUGAGUCCCGAUCAGUGUCUCAGUAUUGCGCAGAUGUGGCUCAUGAGCUCCCACUUGAACCAAAGCUACCCCUUGAGGCCAUCGAGCUUAUUCCCUAUAAGCAUCAGGUUGGUGGUCAUACAACUAUAUGGAGAUUUUCCAAGAGAGCUGUCUGCAAGCAAUUAAACAACCGAGAGAACGAGUUUUAUGAAAGAAUUGAACGAUGGCAUCGUGAUCUUUUACCCUUUUUGCCGAGAUAUAUCGGCGUCCUCAAUGUCACAUUCCAGAAACAGCCACGACGAAGGUCGACGAUCAAGAACAACGAUGGCCAGAUAUCAGAGAAAAAAGCAGGCGAACAAGACGGCCAGUCGAAUAACACGAACGGAAGCGUUAGCCUGGGACCAUCACAGGGCUCGGACGUCCCGGAACAGCGUCAUCACCGCAGGAUAAUUAGCCAAUCCUUACAAUCAACGCUGACACCGAUCCCUACCGUCACUUUCGUCGAUAACCGACAUAUACUUCCCCGAAGUUUACUCCGACCUGUAGUGUCAUCUGGAGACGCCGGCCGCCCGUGGAGUGCGUCCGCAGUCCUAGGACGGCAUUAUGCUAGCGAUGACAGUAGCCGACCGUCAGGCCAUGGGGUAGUAGCAUCGACUCGGCCCUCUCUAGAACAUAAACAUGCAAAUAGCUGGGGUGCGACAACUGUUAACAAGAGGCUACGGAACGAGGUUUUCAACGACGCAUUUCUGAAGCAGCCUAUCGCAGUCCAUAAACAUCGGAGGCCCGCAUCUCAGCAGCGAUCGAUUCCUCGGCGAUCAGUACAUCGAAUCGAACGACCGGCAAGCUCUGGGGAUAUUUCGACUGGUCGGGAAGACGCUCGAAAUGGCAUCCCAAAAGCCUACGAAACACCAUUGUCAAAGGCUCCCCCACGCCUCUUGCAGGGCCAAAGUGACACGAGUGCGGAUUCCAGCUAUCUUAGAGUAGAGAGCGUGGAUCGCGUGGAGGAUGUCACAGGAACGAGCGCCCCAGAGCCCGAAACGUGGUCAGAGAAGUUUCACCAGCAAAGGCGAAAAAGACGCAAUUCGGGGAGCAAACUCCGGCGGAGACCGCAGGAUGUGAUGGAAUCUCGUGGCAAUCUGAAGUACUUCGAGGACCCGGAUGAUGUCGAAUACCUAAAUGACAGCGGAACACAUGGAGCGCUGAGCAUGCUCUCUAAUGACGGGAACGGGGUUGAAAAAGGCGGCGACGACGCUGUCAAGAACGGUAAUGCGACGGGCAGCUCUAUUUAUCGGUCGAAUUUCUCGUCGGAGGUCCCUUCGGAACUCCCGAGCCCGACGAUGGAAUUAAAGAGGAUUACACGGCCGGUCAACCCGAAGGAAGCGCAGACACAGCAGCCCGGCUCGCGAGUCGAGUACUUCCUUCUGCUCGAGGACCUCACUGCCGGCAUGAAAAGGCCUUGCAUCAUGGACCUAAAGAUGGGCACUCGGCAGUACGGCGUCGAGGCUAGCCCGAAAAAGCGAGAGUCGCAACAGCGAAAGUGUGCCGCGACUACGUCGAGGAAGCUGGGGGUGCGAGUUUGCGGGCUCCAGUCCUGGGACGCCAAAUCGCAGACAUAUAUCUUCAAGGACAAAUACUACGGGCGGACUCUCAAGGCCGGCGAAGAGUUUCAGGACGCGCUCACCAUGUUCCUCUACGACGGCGUGGACUACAGCAGUGUCCUAAAGCACAUCCCCACCAUCAUACAAAAACUGAACCAACUUGAGAUGACUAUCCGUCGGCUGCAGGGCUACCGGUUCUACGCGGCCAGCCUCCUCAUGUUCUACGAUGCCGACACGUCCGACGAGGGCUAUGACACGGUGGUCGAUGACUCCACCACCGACUUUGCGACGGACACGGAGGACACGCGGGAUGCUAGGAGACGACGCAGAAACAAGAAAGAGAUUGAUUUCAAGAUGGCCGACUUUGCAAACAGCGUCACGUCGGGAGACUUGGGCGGAGACAAGCCGUGCCCACCGAAGCAUCCGAACGAGCCAGACCAUGGCUUCCUCCGUGGCCUCGCAACCUUGAGGAAGUAUUUCCUGAAAAUCCAGCAGGACGUGCGCGACGAGCUAGGGCUGAUCACACCGCGCAGGCAAGGCCAAGAGGCGGCGUUGGAGAAGGAGGGGGAGGAGGAGGAGGAGGAGGAGGAGGAGGAGGAUGAUGAUGAUGAAAGUUAUAUCAGCGAUUGAGGGAAUAGGUGAAUCGGUCAGUGGGCGGGUAAGAAGCUAGACUUGCCGGACUAUUUUUGAUUCUUCGUCGAUACCAUGAAGUCUGGGGGUUCCGUAGAAGGGCGCAUGGGUAUGUCCAGGGUCACGGGGGUCUACGGUCCACGGUCCACGGACUGGCGCUCCCUCGGUUCGGUCGGGUUGUAAUUUAUGACGCUUUUCUUUCUACCGCAGCCGCAUAUUUGGGCGUCUUGAGACCGACGGCUGCAGAAAAUGAUUUACGAUAAUAAUGGCAGGGUUUGCCUGUCGUACGUAUUUAUAAAUAAGGCGCGGUAAGAGUCUCACUACGUUUACCCAGGUUAACCCCUGUAUCUGUAUAGGCAGCUAAGUUGUAUGGGCCUCGUAUGCACCUAUCCGUAAUCAAAGGC
Messenger RNA from Durotheca rogersii, 4543 nucleotides. RefSeq names its product SAICAR synthase-like protein. Gene Ontology annotation, cellular component: nucleus; cytoplasm. The record is from RefSeq and is a predicted model, not a curated record. The transcript has 3 exons. The coding region runs from base 198 to 4139 and encodes 1313 amino acids. Lineage: Eukaryota; Fungi; Ascomycota; Sordariomycetes; Xylariales; Xylariaceae. Gene Ontology annotation, molecular function: inositol hexakisphosphate kinase activity. Gene Ontology annotation, biological process: inositol phosphate biosynthetic process; phosphatidylinositol phosphate biosynthetic process.